Molecule: messenger RNA, 1611 nt
Organism: Fusarium vanettenii 77-13-4
Lineage: Eukaryota; Fungi; Ascomycota; Sordariomycetes; Hypocreales; Nectriaceae
Exons: 5
Coding region: 1-1611 (536 amino acids)
Source: RefSeq, a predicted model, not a curated record
AUGACUCAAGCUUUUGAGGUUGUUGUUUAUGGCGGCACGUCUGGCGGAGUUGCCACAGCCAUUCAAGCCGCCAGGCUGGGACGGUCUGUAGCGCUUGUCUCGCCUAAUGAGCAUAUCGGUGGCAUUCAGAUCAAUGGGCUUGGUGCUACGGAUAUCGAUAACCAGGCCGAGUUCCAGAACAGCACCACCCUUGGCGGUCUGAGUCUGGAACUGCAUGAGAGAAUCAGCCGACAUUAUGGUCGCCUUGAAAGACUUAAGGAGGUCGUCGAGAAGAAGAUAAAAGACCCUGAUGUUUGGCGAUUUGAGGCCCGAGUCGCCGAGAAGAUCAUCUCUGACUGGCUGGCUGAGUAUUCCAACAUCUCCAUCAUCAAGUCCCCGUUGAAAGAAAAAAACGCGGUUGAUCGUGACGAGAAGGGGAUCCUUGCCAUCCAUCUAGAAAACGGCGAUACGAUCCCGGGCAAAGUCUUUGCCGAGGCUUCAUACGAGGGCGAUCUUCUCGCGGCAGCUGGCAUCACCUGGACCCGAGGCCGCGAAUCAUCAAAAACCUACAACGAGUCUCUUGCGGGCGUUCGCGGUGAGACUCUAUACCGCCAGAUCGACGUUGACCUAGACCCCUACGUCAAAUCCGGAGACCCCUCAAGCGGCCUACUGUACGGCAUCUCAGACGAGCCCUUCGGAAGGCCAGGCGAUGGUGACUUGCACCUGCAGUCAUACUCGUAUCGACUACCGUUGACUGAUGACCCCGAAAACCGCGUGCCUUUUUCAGAGCCAGAAGGCUAUGAUCCCGCUCACUAUGAACUUCAUAGACGCUAUUUCGCAGCAGGAGGAGAGUUUUACGUGCCAAACAAGCGGUUACCCGGCGGAAAGACUGAUCUGAUAGGUUCUGAGGGUGCCUUGUCUACUGAUUUGCUUGGGAUGAAUGACGAAUGGCCUGUUGCGUCUCGAGAUGGUAGGGAAGUCAUUCUCAAGGACACAGCUAGGUUUACCAAGGGACUGCUAUGGUUCAUAUCAACUGACCCCGGUGUUCCCGAAAUCUAUCGCAAAGAAUGGUCACGCUUUGGCUACUGCCGCGACGAGUUCUCCGACAACGAUCACUUCCCCUACGAGCUCUACGUCCGCGACGGCCGGCGCAUGGUAUCCGACUAUGUCAUCACCGAAGCGACUGCCUCGCGUGACGUGGGUGAGCCACAGGUAGAUGACCCUGUGGCCGUUGCAUACUGGCCGACAGAUACACACAGCGUACGAAGAAUCCUGCGCGACGGAAAAGUACACAACGAGGGCUUCAUCUUCAAGGAUGGACACAAGUGGCGGCCAUUUGGAGUUGCGUAUCGCGCUCUGGUGCCCAAGCGGACUAACGCUUCUAACUUUAUCACCGUGACAUGCCCGAGUUCAUCUCACGUAGGAUAUGGCAAGUUUCUCCGGGCCGUCAGGUUGGAGCAUCAGUUUUACGCCAUUGGCCAGGCCUGCGCCAACGCCUGUGAUAUUGCAUUGUCCAAGGGCUUGGCCUUCCAAGAUUUGCCAUAUCCUGAGUUGGAAGAGCGACUGGUUGCUCAGGGUGUUAUUCUAGAUGCUACUCAAGUUGGAGCUCCAAGCUUCGCAGACGAGCGAUAA